Molecule: messenger RNA, 1104 nt
Organism: Yamadazyma jaroonii
Lineage: Eukaryota; Fungi; Ascomycota; Pichiomycetes; Serinales; Debaryomycetaceae
Source: the annotation of a GenBank genome assembly
AUGAGUUUUGAAUAUCUGUCAAAAUGUGGUGAUAUGCCAUUUGAACAACAUAAUCAAUGGCCUACAUACGAGAAGGACUUCUUCAUGGAUGUCGACAAUUACGAGUUCUACGAGGACCAUAUUGAUUUAAAUCUAAAGUUGAAUGGUCACUUAAAUUGUAACAACUUCUUGAUGGAUUCAAUCGAGGAGAUGGAAAAGUAUACAUUAAUGGAUGAGCAAGUGAUAUAUACGGAUAUUGACGCAAUUGAAGAUUCAGGACAAAUAUGUAUCCCGAGUUAUGAACUUUCCCGGCCUUCAGGUUCUACAAUCUGCCGAAUCCAAAAGCUGGUCAGAGUUGAUCUAGAGGAAAUACCUGUUGAUGGACGAAUACAUUUUUCUAGGGAGAUUUUUGACUUUGAUAUCUUCGAAUUUGAAAGUGAUUCAAAUACAACUGCUUCUGAUGAUGAGUUUUUCAACUACGAAUUAUUUCCAGAAUCUUUCAUUGACAUCCCAUAUCUCGGAGAUAACUUUUCAGGAUUUAUGCAUCUUCCUAAUGAUGUAUUUUGCCUUAGUGAACAAGAACGUGAAGAAAAAGAAAACCAAAAGCCCACAAACACCGUGGAAAUCAAUACAAAGGUCGAGAUGAUCCCAUUGGUCGGUAAAGUUAUUCAGUUUGGAAAGAUUGAAUCCAAGAUGCCAUCACCAGGCGAAAAACCUUUGAAAAUUUCUGAAGUGAUUAUGGAAAAGUUUGUUGAUGUCAUUUACAAUUUCAAUCAAUACCACUGUUUUGAUUGUGGCAAGGGGUUGAAAAACUUGUAUCAAUUGAUACUUCACUACGAGGAAGAGAGACUCUUUGAUAAAUUGAAAUUCAAAUGUGUCAUAAGAAAUUGUCCAUUUCAUGCAAUUGGUUUCGAAAGAAAAAUGAAUUUAAGAAAACACAUAAUAUCUCAACACUUCAAUAAGGAAAAACAGAUGCUAGCUUGUCAUGAGGAUGAGUUGAAUCUCAUAAAAGAGCUACUCUAUUUUUGUGAUGGCUGUGAAGGAGUAUUCUACAGGAAAGACACUUUAAAAAGGCACGAAAAACUCCAUCAAAAAUUUCUUUCUAAGAGAAGGCGUCGUGUGUGA